Toxotes jaculatrix (banded archerfish) is the source of this 2215-nucleotide messenger RNA. Its product is annotated as zinc finger protein ZFMSA12A-like. Gene Ontology annotation, molecular function: telomeric repeat DNA binding. Gene Ontology annotation, biological process: regulation of telomere maintenance via telomere lengthening; telomere capping. Gene Ontology annotation, cellular component: shelterin complex. The transcript has 8 exons. The record is from RefSeq and is a predicted model, not a curated record. NCBI's taxonomy places the organism in Eukaryota, Metazoa, Chordata, Actinopteri, Toxotidae. Bases 90 to 1976 code for a protein of 628 amino acids.
CCGGAAGUUAUAAGUGUGUUUUCCAAUUCUGUGAGAUGAAUGCUGAAAUGGUACUUUAUUCAUUGUUUAGGCGUUUUUAAACCACGAAAAUGGCGUGGAAAAGCAAAGGUUCCCCUCUUCUCCCGGCGUCCUUACAGCUCCUGGUUCCUCCAGUGAGACUUAUGUCUGCUUUCAUAUGGCAAGUGGUGCAGCAGCGCAGUGUGAUGCAGUAUGACAAGCUGGUGGACUUCAUCAGUUUGGUGACAGAGAUCGUCCCAGAGCUCCUGAGUCCCAGUCAGAGAGCUCAGCUCAUCCUGGGCCUGAGAGCAAGGCUGGUUCUGGAGCUGUGUCGUGGUGAUGCCGUUGCCAACUUGCAAACCAUCCAGAGCCACCUGGAUAAAAUCCACGCCUGUAGUGUUGAACUGAGCUCCACCGAGCAGAUGGCCAGUGGUGAUAUCCUGAAGACCUCAUACACAAACUUUGCCAGCCUGGUUCAGAAGCUUUUGAAUGUUCCUUUUGAAAAAGAGUUCUUCUUCCAAGAAGUUUUUCCUGCCAACUACGGCUCUGCCUAUGACCAAAAACUCCAGCAGCUGGUGUCCGAGUUCCUGUCCAGGCUGGAGCAGCUGCUGCCCAUACCAGACCUGCAACAGACAGCAGCGUGGCUCACUGAUGCAGCAUCUGUGUCAGAAGAAUGUGGACAGCAUCUGUCUGAACCCUUUAGUCUGAAGAAUCUGCUCCUUCAUCACAGGCAGCUGGGCACUCUCAGCUCAGCUGCGUCAAGCAAUGACGACAACACUCUUCUGUCCACACUAGCCCUCCCUUCUCAAACCGGAGUGGGGAAGUUCGCUGAGCCGUUCAGUGAGGACAACGAUGAUUAUUACAGUGAGGAAGAGGCUCUGGCACUGGAGGAUUUAGAAGUGGAAGACUCGAGUCAAAGCUCAGACGUCACUGCAGAUGAUUGGCUGCCAAACAAGGAAACAGGUCCCCUGUCACGUUUAUUCAUCUGCCCUCAGUGUUCGUUUGUUCACCGCUUGAAGAGGAAGGUCCAAGAGCACAUGCAGAGUGAGCACCACAUAACAGCUCCCGUUCAGAAAAAAGUCUCUGUGAAAAAAGCCAAAGCAAAGACUCAGCAGAAAACUAAAGACUCGAGCACUGAAAGGAAGAAAGCAGGAGGUAGCCUGGAGAAGAAGAGAAAACGCAAACAAAAAGACAGUGAACGUAAGCAAAAGAAAGACAACUUGGAAAACAAGGAACGACGGAGACGGAAAGAGCUCACGGGAGAAGACAAAAGGUUUCUGAGCACGCGACCGGUGAACAAAAACUUCACAGAGGAAGAGACUAAAUGCCUGACGUGUGAAAAGGAUUUUGAACAUCCAAAUCAACUGAAGACUCACAUGAAGCUCCACAGUUUCCGGUACUGCUGCGUCCAAUGUGAGAAGGGAUUCACCAGCCCAUCGGGGUAUUAUCAGCACCAGAGACUCCACAAGAGAGGACGGAUAUUCAUCUGCAACCAGUGCAAUAAGGGAUUCCUGUGUAAUUAUUCGCUCAAGCAACAUGAGCGCCUGCACGAAGGCCCUUCCAACCUGUGUACCAUCUGUGGGAAAAGCUUCAGCAAAGCAGGCAUAACAAGACACAUGCAGAUGCACAGAGGGGAAAAGAAUUACCUUUGCACCACAUGCGGGAAGUCGUUUUUGUCUUCAGGGGAGCUGCUGCUGCACACCCGGUCUCACACGGGUGAGACGCCGUAUACCUGCACCCACUGUGGGAAGGGUUUCUCAAGCAAGAGUCACCUGAACGUCCACACGCGCUCUCAUACAGGGGAGCGGCCAUACCUGUGCUCAGAGUGCCCGAAGCGCUUCCUCACACUGAACUGCCUGAAGAGGCACACACUCAGUCACAAUGGGGUGAAACCAUUUAAGUGUCCAAACUGUGAGAGAGAAUUCUCCCAGCAGGGGAAUCUGAAAAGACAUUUGGCAACUCAUAAACCUGACAUGUAAUGUGUAGCUUUAACUGUCAGUUGUCAGAAAUCAGAAUGUUGUCAUGUAUAGCUUUUUUUUUUGAAAACUGUAAAGGCAAAGCCUUUGUAUAGUAAAUAUUUUAUUCAUCAUUUGCAGUGAAGGGAUGUGAAUAAUCAGCCAAUUUCUUCUUUGUUCAUAUGAUCCUUGGAGAUGUUCACCACUAUAAGAUGUUGUCAUUUCUAGCAACAAGUGUAAAAAGUAAAGGCUUUAAAAUUCUA